Molecule: messenger RNA, 1675 nt
Organism: Exophiala viscosa
Lineage: Eukaryota; Fungi; Ascomycota; Eurotiomycetes; Chaetothyriales; Herpotrichiellaceae
Product: MFS transporter, MCP family, solute carrier family 16, member 7
Exons: 2
Coding region: 1-1548 (515 amino acids)
Biological process (GO): transmembrane transport
Cellular component (GO): membrane
Molecular function (GO): transmembrane transporter activity
Source: RefSeq, a predicted model, not a curated record
AUGGCGACCAGUUCUGCUAUAGGGUCUAGAGCAUCUCAAUGCGCCGAGGCUCAGAUUGAGCCCGCCUCAGAACAGACAGUCGACGUCGAGGAAUCCUCUAUCAAUUUGCCAAAGCUUGAUGACUCACCUCCGGAUGGGGGAUAUGGAUGGGUCUGCGUCGCGUGUAAUGUCUUCAUCAAUGCACACACAUGGGGGAUAAAUUCGACCUAUGGCGUCUUCUUGUCGUACUAUCUCAACAACGAUUACUUCCCAAACACUUCGGCCCUGACAUAUGCCUUUAUCGGUGGCCUGUCAAUCUCUCAAUGCAUGCUGGUCGCGCCAUUAGCGACCCAUAUCAUUCACUUGUACGGCACCAAAGUAUGCCUUCAUCUUGGUGUCGUCUUGGAAACCGUCUCCCUGAUCGGUGCCAGCUUUGCCCGCCAGAAGUACCAAAUCCUCCUGGCUCAGGGUAUCUGUUUUGGCUGGGGAAUGGGUUUCUUAUUUGUGGGGACGGUCAAUAUCAUCCCACAAUGGUUCAGCAAGAAAAGGAGUGUGGCCAACUCAAUCGCCGCCGCAGGCUCGGGUCUUGGGGGCCUGAUGUACAGUCUGGUGACCCAGCGUAUUAUUGAUACGAUGGGGUUGGCUUGGGCCUUUCGGAUCCUUGGUAUCAUAUGUUUUGCAGUCAACCUGACAGCCGCCAACCUUCUGCGUGAUCGGAACAAACAGACAGGGGCAAGACAUGCUGCACUGGAUCUGAAAAUCCUCCGUCGCCCGGAAUUCAUGUUUGUGCAGCUGUGGACGUGGUUCUCGCAGCUCGGAUACACUAUCCUGCUGUUCUCCCUUCCAGCAUAUGCCCGCGCCAUAGGUUUGAGUGCCCAACAGGGGUCCAUCGUCGGAGCGGUCUUGAAUCUAGGACAGAUGAUAGGACGACCAUUCAUCGGUCUGAGCUCUGACCGCUGGGGUCGCCUGAACCUCGCCACUUUCCUCUCUCUAUUGGGUGGCUUACUGUGUAUCGUCUUCUGGAUUCCGGCAGAAGUUGCCCCAGCGCCGAUGGGCCUGCUCUGCUUCUUCGCUAUCGUUGGUGGCACCGUGGCUGGCGUAUUUUGGACAACGAUCGGUCCUGUAGCCGCCGAGGUACUCGGACUUCAAGACCUUCCUGCGGGACUCAGCCUUACGUGGGUCUUGAUGGCGCCAGCCACAACAUUUGCUGAGCCAAUAGCACUAGAACUACGGCGUGAACACGCUCACAGCUGGAUAUACCUUCCGCCUCAGGUAUUUACAGCAGUCAUGUACCUUGCCUCAGGCCUGAGUCUUUGGGUGGUACGGGGUUGGAAGGUGGGUCAGCUGCAGUGGCAGGCAACGAAGGACAGAGAAGAUGCAAUGGCUGCCCAGCGGGCGAGAACUUUGUUAGAGAAGCCAGCAGCGACAGCAGAUGGCCAGGGUCCGGACUCACAAGGCUCAAAUACUGCAACACAAGAUGUGGCUGAGACAGGUGACAUCGUGACGAAGGAAGAUAUAUGGCGUCUUCAUAUCUUGCUGAGGAAUAUGGUCGUGUGGAAAGUAGUAUAAUAUUCCACCAAAUCUUGGAGAUACAAUUCACCGAUUCAGACUAUCAAAAAGUGUGAGGACUUGUACUGUAGAUUCACUGCCGGGGAGUUCCGUCAUGUAAGCACUGUUAAAUCCGACGUCAUCGCCC